Carassius auratus (goldfish) is the source of this 1404-nucleotide messenger RNA. RefSeq names its product transmembrane protein 119-like. The transcript is spliced from 3 exons. Gene Ontology annotation, biological process: positive regulation of osteoblast proliferation; positive regulation of osteoblast differentiation; ossification. Bases 286 to 1107 code for a protein of 273 amino acids. Gene Ontology annotation, cellular component: plasma membrane. The record is from RefSeq and is a predicted model, not a curated record. NCBI's taxonomy places the organism in Eukaryota, Metazoa, Chordata, Actinopteri, Cypriniformes, Cyprinidae.
UCAGUGUGGUCGGCACUAAGGGGGAAAUAUUUAAUAAAAAUAGGUUUUAAAGAAGUAUAGGCAUUUGCAGAGAUGACUGUAUUUGAUAGAAGUCUAUAUGUGGUUCACACUGUCAAUUCUGAUAGUGCUCAUUUGGGAAUUUCCCUUCAAACCUAACCUGCCACGGGUUAAAGUAGCUUAUCCAUCCUAUACUAUUUGAUAAAUAAAAAAAUAGUUUACUUCUAACGUGAACCAUUUAUAAAUUAGUCUACCCAUAUUGCAGAGUCUUGACGAUUAGUGAAGAAUAUGAAUAAGAUGUGUGUGUUCUUGAGCAGUGCAGAAAUAGUCUUGCUGGUCUGUGGCCUGUCUCAUUGCAGCUGGGUUGUAAGUACAGGCCUAAAAUCGAUAAUACCGAUAAAACCGAUAGUAGCUCUGUGUGAGGUUUUUAGAAGUAUGUCACUCUCUCUGCAUUUUGUUUUCCUGCUCCUGACUGCUCUCUGGGGCAGCAGCUGCUUCGCCAAGCCCGCCCCAUUCAACGUAUCAAUGGAGGGUAGUGGGGAUGAACCCGAAAUCAUCUUUCCCAUCGCUCGUACCACCCAUCUUCCUCCAUCCCCCUCGCCUCCUCCCAACAUAACAGCCACUUUCAUCCGCAUCAAAGACUUUCUUUUCAACCAGGUGGUGGACUUCCUGAAGGAGAACUUGCUUCUCAUCAUUGUCGUGACCUCUCUGUUGGUAGUCAUCAUCUUUAUCGUCUGCUGUGCUUCAGCGAUGAGCCACAAACGCAAGCUUGAGGCCUACUAUCCUCCAAAGACCUACACACCCAGGAAAUACAUGAGCCAACCUAGUAAAGCUGUGGAGAAACCACAAAACCAGAUUCAGGAAGGUAAGACCAUGGCUGCAAAGACCCUACGGGAACCCACUAAAGCACUGGUGGGGGAGAAGGAAGGAAAAGACCCCCGUCCCAAGCCGAAAGAAGUCCAAAAGUUGGAGGAUGUUGAAGAGGUGGAGAUGCAGAAAGAUGAGCCCAAGAAGAAAGAAGAGCCUCAGCCUUCCACCUCAAAUGUCACCUCCAGUCAGCCUUUGGUCUGUACGUGCCACCUCAGAAAGGCCAAUCAUACCACAGCGUGAGAGCUUUUUCUGUAACAGGCAGGAAUGACCUUGAUCCCAAACUUUUUCUACUGGGAGAUAUACAUCUUUUGGUAGAAAUGAUGCCAAUACUCUUACUCUUUGUGUUAUUAUUGCUUUGCAACCUGUGUAUGUGGCACCAGAGGAAGAGUAUAAUUUUUUUUCAUCAAAAAAAUUAGUUUGCUAAAUAAAGAGCAGUUGACAUUUUUAUUAAUGUGGAAAAUAAACAACACUUGAAACUAUUUUGUGAAUCACUUUCUACUUGUGACAGACUUAAGAAAACCUCUUUUGAAACUUGUU